This is a messenger RNA of Ustilaginoidea virens, 828 nucleotides long. RefSeq lists its product as uncharacterized. The transcript has 2 exons. Bases 1 to 828 code for a protein of 275 amino acids. Gene Ontology annotation, biological process: U4 snRNA 3'-end processing; nuclear mRNA surveillance; poly(A)-dependent snoRNA 3'-end processing. Gene Ontology annotation, cellular component: cytoplasmic exosome (RNase complex); nuclear exosome (RNase complex); nucleolus. The record is from RefSeq and is a predicted model, not a curated record. Lineage: Eukaryota; Fungi; Ascomycota; Sordariomycetes; Hypocreales; Clavicipitaceae.
AUGUCUGAUCGGCGACGAGUGAAUGGACCACCAGGCAUAACUUGCUCGCCUUCUUAUGACGAGAACUCGUCCCUAUCCCUUAGUGGACAUACCAAACCAAGUCCAUUGUACCUAAAAACUGGCGUCACGCCAUCGGCAUCCGGGUCGGCUUACCUGGAAAUGGAUCAGUAUGGCAUGAAACUGACUUGUACUGUACAUGGCCCACGUUCUCUACCUCGGUCAGCUCCUUUCUCUCCACACAUGGUUCUCUCAACGUUCGUGAAAUAUGCCCCAUUCGCCACAAAAUCAGGCAAGGGCUACCUUAGAGAUGCCAAUGAGCGUGACUUGAGCAUGCAUUUGGAGACAGCUUUACGGGGUGCUAUUAUUGCAGAGAGGUGGCCAAAAAGCGGUGUUGAUGUGGUAGUAACUGUGAUAGAAGGCGACCUAGCACAUCAGUCAAUACCGGAAGAUGGACAUGAAGAUUGGGAUUCAAUGACGGUAUUGGGUGGGUGUAUCACAGUUGCCUCAGCCGCAAUUGCUGAUGCGGGCAUCGAUUGCGCCGACACAAUCACUGGGGGAGUAGCAGCGAUUGUGAUGGACAGUGGCCUUUCAGGUGAACCAUUCAUUGUCCAUGGUCCGAUGAGGUCGAAGAACUGGGUCAUCUUGGCGGUUUGUUGUGUGGCCUAUAUGACACAGCGUAAUGAUGUCACGAAUCUGUGGUACAAAGGUUGCUUGUCUCUUCCCGAUCCCUCUAUGCGGCGAUCUCUCAUUGCUCGCGCGAUUUCAGUUUGCAAAGGCAUGCAUGAAACAAUAAUAGAGACUUUAUGUGAAGCAGUUCCGCUUGUCUAA